This is a messenger RNA of Penicillium roqueforti, 1263 nucleotides long. RefSeq lists its product as uncharacterized. Bases 1 to 1263 code for a protein of 420 amino acids. Lineage: Eukaryota; Fungi; Ascomycota; Eurotiomycetes; Eurotiales; Aspergillaceae. The record is from RefSeq and is a predicted model, not a curated record. The transcript has a single exon.
AUGUCUGCCCAUCUCCGCGAGAUCUCUGAAAAUUCCGUGGCUUCCCACGACACAGAGUUGUCUGAAGAUGCUCGUCUAGCGAGAGCCACAGAAGAAAUGUUAGCAGUCACAGAUGCUGCAACACAAGAUCAAGACAUACUUCGACGGACCCUGAGCGUGCAUUCUGUCAUAUCAAGCUCUCUAAGCUUCGCAGAGCGUAUGCAGCGGGCGAAAUGGUUUCAGAGUGCUGCGCUAGUUGUGAUCGGGCGAGGAACAUGCGGCACGGUCUUUGAGAUUCCCGGAACAAAAUCUGCAUACAAAAAAGGCAGCGAUAAGCACUCGUUGUGGAACGACGCAAAUCUGACCAACAUUGCCUGCCGUGCAGUAACAGAGACCAAGACUUCUCUUCAGGAAAUAUUCCCGAAUGUCUCGAUUCCUCGUGUGCCUGAGGUGACUGGGUGGAUCAGUCAGAAUGACUUGGAGAACUGGUGGCUACAGAAUUUGUCACGAUUUCCAGAUGAUACUCAAACUGGAUAUAUUUUCCAAGUCCAGCGGAUCCUGCCGCUUCCCAAGCCCUCCCGUGAAGCUCUCAUUCGCCUCUAUUUUCCGAAGAAAUUGCGCCGUUCUGCAUACCAAGACCCGGAUAAUAAGGCAUGUCUUGUUCGACCAUACCUUGGGCAGCGAAGAGGAGAGUGGGAAUUUUCUAGUCCAGUACUCAGCCUUCAGAACUUUCCUCUUUAUCUCGAUCAGAUAGAGGAACUCCAGUUAGAAGCUACUCAAUUCUCUGAAGAGAUGGCUGUUGGGCUGGCUAUUAUCCACUGGAGGGCUUUCUUAGACGGUAUGGACAUGGAAUUCGUACUCGGUAGUGCGACAGCAGAUGGAGAACUUCCCACCGUUGUUGAGAACUUCAAGACGGUGAAACCCUUUGAGACCCCUGCUGGUGAUUUCAAAAGACGGCAGGUGCAUCUAUGGAUGCUUGACUUCGAUAAAGCUGACCAGCUUAACCUAAAGGAGAGCUGGAAGUCUUGCUGCGAUAAGAUGGUCACAGCUGUGACAGCGAAUGACCCCUAUUUCCCCAACCCAGCAGCCACGGGAACUCUCGAACACAAGUUGUGGGAUACAUUUGAACACGCUUAUCUUCUUGCUGCGUCUAAUCUUCUGCAUAUACAGAGAGGGUUGCCAAAGAAGGCGAAUAAAUACCCAGCUUUAUUUUUGAAAGCAUGGGAGAAGAAAGCUACAGAACUGGCAAAGGACACAGAGGGUAAUUUUGUCGAAUUUGGGUAA